UCUAUGCUUAUUAUAACCUAAGAAUUUUAUAAGUCUAGGUCUGUCUGUAAACAAAGUUUUCAAAGUUUAACACAAUGGUAGAAGAGGUGAAGAGGAAUUUGCAAGAAUUGCUUGCACAAGUAAACGGCCUCUACGGUAUAUUUUUCACUGACCGAGAUGGGGUGCCUUUGCUAAAAAUAAACUCUGAAAAAUUGCCGGAACAUGCACUGCGACCCAGUUUCAUAUCUACUUUUUGUCUUGCCAUUGAUCAAGGGAGCAAACUGGGAUUAGGCAAGACUAACAAUUUGAUCUGUUUGUAUUCGCAGUACCAGAUCGUCCAAAUGAACAAGUUACCGGUCAUUGUGACAUUCAUAGCGAGCGAACAUUGCAACACAGGACAUAUCCUGGCUCUGGAAAAGGAAUUGGACCCCAUCAUUUCAUCGUUAACGCUAGCGGUGGCCGAGUUGUGAUAAACUGUGUGUUUAAUUUCUAUGUUUUAAGUGUUUAAUAUAUUGUUUAAAAAUAAGAGUUAUUGCAUGUAGCAUUCCUUAACCAAAUGUUUAUUACUGCCCCACCAUAAACAAGUAAUUUUUAAAAAACAGUCAAGUUUUUGUCUUUUCUUAUUCCCAAUAAUUAUUACGUCGUGCGACUGCUCUGAAGAAACAAUGGAAUAGAACAAACAUGGAUGUACAAAGUAUAUGCCAUGAAGUAAGAUUAUUGUGGGAAAACCAUCCACAGA
Molecule: messenger RNA, 718 nt
Organism: Cylas formicarius (sweet potato weevil)
Lineage: Eukaryota; Metazoa; Arthropoda; Insecta; Coleoptera; Brentidae
Gene: Lamtor3
Product: ragulator complex protein LAMTOR3-A
Exons: 1
Coding region: 75-449 (124 amino acids)
Biological process (GO): cellular response to amino acid stimulus; positive regulation of TOR signaling
Cellular component (GO): Ragulator complex
Source: RefSeq, a predicted model, not a curated record